Ananas comosus (pineapple) is the source of this 4698-nucleotide messenger RNA. Its product is annotated as cellulose synthase-like protein D2. Gene Ontology annotation, cellular component: trans-Golgi network; plasma membrane. Gene Ontology annotation, molecular function: mannan synthase activity; cellulose synthase (UDP-forming) activity. The transcript is spliced from 3 exons. The coding region runs from base 832 to 4314 and encodes 1160 amino acids. Lineage: Eukaryota; Viridiplantae; Streptophyta; Magnoliopsida; Poales; Bromeliaceae. The record is from RefSeq and is a predicted model, not a curated record. Gene Ontology annotation, biological process: plant-type primary cell wall biogenesis; cellulose biosynthetic process.
GCGCCAUUAGCGAAAGCGAACACUCCUUAUUAAGCUCUCUCUCUCUCUCUCUCUCUCUAUAUCAUCGUCCCCAAGCAAACCCUAACCCUAAACCUAGCCCUAGACGCAUCUCCGAAGCUCCAAACCCUCCGAUCCCAACCUCGCCGUCGCCGUCCUCGUCGCCAUUGUCGAGCUCAUCUUCUUCUUCUUCCCCCUCCCUAUCUCUCUCUCUCUCUCUCUCUCUCUCUCUCUCUCUCUCUCUCUUUGUUUUUUUAAGAAACCCUAGUUUCUUUGGUUCCCAUUUCCUUGUACUAGUUUUUCUCCAAUAAACUAUUCACCGAUCUUGGACUAUUCUACUUGUCCUUGGACUUAUUCUCAGCCCCGCUCCCCACCUGACCAAACCCAUCUGGAUCCCCCUCAACUCCGCGUUUGAACGCUUCUUCCUUUGAGCAAGAGCUCGGCAACAAUAAGAAGAAGCAGUAGUAGAAGAAGCGGAAGAGGAAGAGAGCGGUGGAGUUGAAUCGGUCGUGUGAUGGUAUGCAUAUGCUACUUUAACACCUAUACUUUUCUCGUUCUUUCCGCUUGAAUUUGGGUGUUGUGAUUAUAAAACCCUGACUCGGCAGAUCCGUUGUUCGGUGUUGUGUUCUUUGGUUCUCUUUGUGUAGUGCUUAAAAAGAUUGGAUUUUUGAGCCAACCAUUUGUUCUUUACGGCUCUUUGUUCCGACCAAGUUCCUGAUCUCUAGCAAAAAGUGCUCAAUUUUCAAAAUUUCUUACUUAUAAUCUUUCCUUUAUUAUGUAUAUUGGGUGUUAUAGAUCUGGUGAGGCCGUGUAGUAGAUCAAAAGAGUAGCACCAUGGCAUCGAACAGCGCGCUUCGAAAUAGCCGAUCGGCCCGCAUGGCCGCAUCGGCCGCCGAUCCGCUUCAGGGCGGCGGACGCCCCGCUGCGGCCCCUCCGGCCCCCACUGUAAAAUUUGCGCGUCGGACCCAAUCCGGUCGCUACGUGAGCUACUCCCGCGACGAUCUCGAUAGCGAAAUUGGUAGUGGAGAGUUCUCCCAGGAGUUUACGAACUACCAUGUCCAUAUUCCUGCCACUCCCGAUAACCAGCCGAUGGAGGUCUCGAUCGACCCGUCGAUCUCCGCUAAAGUCGAAGAACAAUAUGUGUCCAACUCCCUCUUCACCGGCGGCUUUAACAGUGUAACUCGUGCGCAUUUGAUGGACAAAGUGAUUGAGUCGGAGGCCAGCCACCCGCAAAUGGCGGGGGCCAAGGGCUCCUCUUGCUCGAUCCAGGGCUGCGAUUCCAAAGUGAUGAGCGACGAGCGAGGAAUCGAUAUACUCCCUUGCGAGUGCGACUUUAAGAUCUGCGCCGAGUGCUUCGGCGAUGCUGUGAAGGCGGGCGGGAUUUGCCCGGGGUGCAAGGAGCCGUACAAGACCACGGAGUUGGAGGACAUUGUAAAUGAUAGUAGCAUGGGGGGCCAGCCGCACCUCUCGUUGCCUCCGCCGCCCGCGGGUGUUUCAAGGAUGGAGAGACGGCUGUCGAUAAUGAGGUCGCAGAAGAUGAUGAGCCGGAGCCAGACGGGGGAUUGGGAUCAUAACAGGUGGCUGUUUGAGACGAAGGGCACUUACGGGUAUGGGAAUGCGAUAUGGCCCAAGGAGAAUGGAGGGGAUGAUGGAAAUGGAGGAGAUGGGCAGCCGUCAGAGCUGUCGAGCAAGCCGUGGAGGCCGCUCACCCGCAAGCUGAAGAUCCCGGCGGCCAUUCUGAGCCCAUAUAGGCUUCUUAUCGCCAUUCGCAUGAUUGCCCUCGUCCUCUUCCUUAUGUGGAGAGUGAAGCACAAGAACAAGGACGCUAUGUGGCUGUGGGGAAUGUCGGUCGUCUGCGAACUAUGGUUCGCCUUCUCCUGGCUUUUGGAUCAGCUCCCGAAACUUUGCCCUGUGAACCGCGCCACUGACCUUGCCGUCCUAAAAGAAAAAUUCGAAACACCCACUCCCAACAACCCCACCGGAAAAUCGGAUCUUCCAGGCCUCGACAUCUUCGUCUCCACCGCCGACCCGGAAAAGGAACCCCCUCUUGUAACGGCAAACACCAUUCUCUCAAUUCUCGCAGCCGAUUACCCCGUCGAGAAGCUCUCUUGCUAUGUUUCAGACGAUGGUGGGGCCCUUCUUACUUUCGAGGCCAUGGCUGAGGCUGCCAGCUUUGCUAAUUUGUGGGUCCCAUUUUGUCGCAAGCAUGAUAUCGAGCCACGAAACCCUGAGAGCUACUUUAAUCUGAAGAAGGAUCCAUAUAAGAACAAGGUUAAAUCGGAUUUUGUGAAGGAUCGUAGACGGGUGAAGAGAGAGUACGAUGAGUUCAAGGUUCGGAUAAACGGGUUGCCCGAUUCGAUCCGCAGGAGGUCGGACGCGUACCACGCUCGCGAGGAGAUCAAGGCCAUGAAGAGGCAGAGGGAGAUGGCGGGUGAUGAUCCCAUCGAACAGGUGAAGAUCCCGAAAGCUACGUGGAUGGCGGAUGGUACACAUUGGCCCGGGACUUGGAUUAACCCGGGCUCCGAGCAUAGUCGCGGUGACCAUGCUGGAGUCAUUCAGGUAAUGCUGAAACCGCCGAGUGACGAGCCCUUGUACGGGAACAACGGUGACGAAGGCCGGCCCCUCGACUUCACUGAUGUGGAUAUCCGCCUACCGUUGCUGGUCUAUGUCUCUCGUGAGAAGCGGCCUGGCUACGACCACAACAAGAAGGCGGGGGCAAUGAACGCGCUCGUCCGCGCCUCUGCCAUCAUGUCGAACGGCCCUUUCAUCCUCAACCUUGACUGCGACCACUACGUGUACAACUCCCAGGCCUUCCGCGAGGGCAUGUGCUUCAUGAUGGACCGUGGCGGGGACCGCCUUUGCUACGUCCAGUUCCCCCAGCGGUUCGAGGGAAUCGACCCCUCCGACCGCUAUGCUAACAACAAUACUGUCUUCUUCGACGUCAACAUGCGCGCCCUCGACGGCCUCCAAGGCCCAGUGUAUGUGGGGACCGGUUGUCUCUUCCGCCGCAUUGCUCUUUAUGGCUUCGACCCUCCCCGGGCGAAGGAACACGGCGCAGGUUGCUGCAGCUGCUGCUUCCCUGGACGGCGGAAAAAUGUUUCUGCCGUCGCAUCGGAGGAGACGAGGGCGCUCCGAAUGGGAGACUUUGAUGAGGAGGAGAUGAACCUUUCGACUUUUCCGAAGAAGUUCGGGAACUCGAGCUUCUUGAUUGACUCGAUCCCCAUUGCGGAGUUCCAGGGCCGGCCCCUCGCCGACCAUCCCGCUGUCAAGAACGGCAGGCCGCCCGGCGCCCUCACCAUCCCCCGUGACCUUCUAGACGCGUCGACCGUCGCGGAGGCCAUCAGCGUGAUCUCGUGCUGGUACGAGGACAAGACGGAGUGGGGUCAUCGUGUUGGGUGGAUCUACGGAUCCGUGACUGAGGACGUCGUCACGGGCUACAGAAUGCACAACAGGGGAUGGAAGUCUGUUUAUUGCGUGACCAAGCGCGACGCAUUCCGAGGGACCGCGCCAAUCAACCUCACUGACCGGCUCCACCAGGUGCUCCGGUGGGCGACGGGCUCAGUCGAGAUCUUCUUCUCCCGCAACAACGCCCUUCUCGCAAGCCCUAGAAUGAAGUUUUUACAGAGGAUCGCGUACCUCAACGUCGGUAUCUACCCCUUCACCUCUAUCUUCCUCAUCGUCUACUGCUUCCUCCCGGCCCUCUCUCUCUUCUCGGGGCAGUUCAUCGUCCAAACCCUCAACGUUGCAUUCCUCACAUACCUCCUCACCAUCACCGUGACGCUCUCUGCGCUCGCGGUUCUUGAAAUCAAGUGGUCGGGAAUCAAUCUCGAAGAGUGGUGGAGAAACGAGCAAUUCUGGCUUAUUGGAGGGACAAGUGCCCACCUUGCCGCUGUGAUCCAAGGGCUGCUGAAGGUGAUUGCCGGUAUCGAAAUCUCCUUCACGCUCACCUCGAAAUCGGGAGGCGACGACGUCGACGACGAGUUCGCUGAUCUGUACAUCGUGAAGUGGUCGUCGCUGAUGAUUCCGCCCAUCACCAUCAUGAUGGUGAACCUGAUCGCGAUCGCUGUCGGGUUCAGCAGGACAAUAUACAGCGUGAUCCCGCAGUGGAGCAAGCUGCUGGGCGGGGUGUUCUUCAGUUUCUGGGUGCUGGCUCAUCUCUAUCCCUUUGCGAAGGGGCUCAUGGGCCGAAGAGGGAGAACUCCGACGAUCGUCUUCGUGUGGUCGGGGCUUAUCGCCAUCACCAUUUCGCUACUCUGGGUCGCGAUCAAUCCCCCGUCAGCAAAUUCUCAGAUCGGCGGUUCCUUCACAUUCCCUUAAACAUUUACACUCUAUUAUCGACUAUCUAAUGAAUUCAUGGAAUGGUGAAGUAAAAUAGGUAUGUCAAAGACUCAGAAAAAAAAAAGAGAAACUUCAGAUCUUGAAUUGGAGCAAACUUUUCUUCUUUGAAACAGUCGAGAUAGAAGUGAUGAGGCCUCUGUACGGCGAAAAGGUUUGUUUAGAUCAUGUUAUGUUUUACAUAUAUAUAUAUAUGUUGAUUAUUACUUGUAGAUCGAUAUUCUGUAGUCAUAUUCAUUCAUAUAAUUUGCGAAAUCUAUCGAGGUGGACUCGCAGUUCUUUUGUUUGUUUUGUUCUUUCUUUGUUAAACAGAUACUGGUUCUAUGCUGAAUCAUUUGCGGAUUCAAAAUUUUGAUUCCCUUUUAA